AGGCCGGUCUCUGGUGUCCCUAAAGAGGCUACACACGGAGAAUAUGUGGACAGCUGCGGUCCACGACUGGGCCUAUCCCGGCUUGUGACAUCACACGUAGGGCCUACAAUAAAAGGCACACAAAUGCCUACAACCGGUUUGUGCGAAUAUUUCGUUUUGGGGGGGGCCAACUUUAGGCUAUUAGUUUGUGGGCUUAUGACUUUGGUUGUCAUGGAAAUAUGAAGGGGACACCUAGGCCUAUUUGGUCGUCAUUGUGUCCUGCGCAUCACUGUGGACUCGCUGACACCAUGUCGGAUGGAGAAAGGCGAGCGACGGAGGCGGUUUUCACUCAGCUACAAAAAGGAGAUAUUUUUGUCGACGCAGGUUCGUCUGGGCCUGACGAUAUUUUCUCGGAGGACUGCUACUCUCCGUCCUCCGUCUCCCCGUCCUCCUCUGCUUCCCUGCAGGGGAAAACCCUGUGCACCUCCUGCGGCCUGGAGAUAGUGGACAGAUACCUCCUUAAGGUGAACAACCUUUGCUGGCAUGUGCGCUGCCUCUCAUGCAGUAUAUGUAACACAUCACUGGGGCGACACGUGAGCUGCUACAUCAAGGAUAGACAAGUGUUCUGCAAACUUGACUAUUUCAGAAAAUAUGGGACCCGCUGCGCUCGUUGUGGCCGUAACAUCCAUUCCACUGACUGGGUGCGUCGGGCACGAGGCAGCACCUUCCACCUGGCCUGUUUCUCCUGCACCUCUUGUAAGCGCCAGCUGUCCACUGGGGAGGAAUGUGGACUACUAGAGAACAGGGUCUUCUGCAGGCCACACUAUGAUAUUAUGAUGGAAAAUAUCAAACAUGCUAAGGAAAAUGAGCAACCAAAUGUAGAGGAAGAGGUGGCAGAGAAAGAGGAGUCCAGCACCAUGCCCAGACCUGCUAAGAGGGCCAGGACCAGCUUCACUGUUGACCAGUUACAGGUAAUGCAAACUCAGUUUGCUAAAGAUAACAACCCAGAUGCCCAGACUCUCCAGAAACUGGCAGAGAGGACCGGACUGAGCCGCAGAGUUAUUCAGGUUUGGUUUCAGAACUGUCGAGCUCGUCAAAAGAAAUACAUCAGCCCAAAUUCUACCUUGAUGACAUCAUUUGCUCCUGGUCAGCUGACACCACCUUUAAUGGAAGAUCUGCAAUACACAACCUAUAUGUCCCCAGAUGCACCCCUCCUCACUACACUGACUUAUAUGGAUGUCCAAACUCCAGACCCGCUUUUGCUUCAGCCACUUAUAUCCCAUUCGCUGACACAACUGCCAGUGAGCCAUGCCUGAGCUACAGCCCGCCUCUCAAACUGAAGACAAUGAUUGGCUGAUGGGGAGAUGAAGAACAUAUCAUUACUCUUUGAUUGCUACUGUCCAAAAUGACAGCAGUUUGAUUAAACAAUUAGUUUAAUUUCCACUGCCUGUGUGAGCAGACAACUGAAAAAUCAACUCAUGAAUUUCAUCUAAUCCUAUAGAUUCACAUGUGAGAAUGUUUUGACAGUUGAAAAUGUCAAAAACAAAUAUAUGCCUAUGGGUAUAUGUGAGAUGAAAUUUUUGUUAAUAUGUAUAUGUUAUGCAUUUUUGUAUUUAAUUUAUUUGGAGAAUAUGAGAUAAGGCACUUUGUUGGAGAAUUAUGUUAAACUGAGUAUCAAUUUGGUUGUCAGUUGUUUAUUUAAGGAUGUUUGAGGAUAAUAAAAUUAUCAGUUGGGCACUCACAAGAGAUAAUAUUGUUUCUCUUCUGUAAAGACUACUAUAUUUUUAUUUUUUGGGGAUUUGGUUUAUAUUGCAAAUGAAAAGCAUUGGCGAUCAUACAUAGAUUCUCCUGCUCCUUGCUGUGUUGGCAGAGAAUUCGGACCGUUCUCCACUUGCAGUGCCCACGUCUGUUCUCAAAACAUCCACAUUUCCUAAGAUGCUUUUCACUAGAGCAUGUGUUUAGCACAGAAAGGCAAUACAAUGUAUGACUGUAUGAACUGCACACUGGGGUUUAGAUGUUUGAAAUGCUGGAAAUUAAAGUUCAUGGCUGCAACAAGAAGCUUAA
This is a messenger RNA of Perca fluviatilis (European perch), 2043 nucleotides long. RefSeq names its product LIM/homeobox protein Lhx8-like. Gene Ontology annotation, cellular component: nucleus. The record is from RefSeq and is a predicted model, not a curated record. Gene Ontology annotation, biological process: neuron differentiation; forebrain neuron development; regulation of transcription by RNA polymerase II. Bases 219 to 1295 code for a protein of 358 amino acids. Gene Ontology annotation, molecular function: RNA polymerase II transcription regulatory region sequence-specific DNA binding; DNA-binding transcription factor activity, RNA polymerase II-specific. The transcript is spliced from 8 exons. NCBI's taxonomy places the organism in Eukaryota, Metazoa, Chordata, Actinopteri, Perciformes, Percidae.